UCCGUAGUACUAAUAUUUUGAAUUGCACGUACAGUUCUUCUUGCCUCAGACUUUACCGACCCAUCCUUUUCUCGAUAACUAAAAUCUCGCAAGCGGGGAACGUUACAAUCAACCGUAUAUAUACAUCAUCGCCAUAAUUGGCUGAAAGCCGUGGCUUUUGUUCCAGAAUACUACCUCGUGCAUCGUUAAAAGGCCUAUACCCACAUCGGUACGUGUCGCAAUGAAGACCAAUAAAAAGCCAUGCUGCAGAACCACAUUCGCACAACAAAGUCUUCAUCUCCAAGCUUCGACUCGGGACACUCCAACAAUCAAGUACAACGUACUAUAUUCAGACCAUGGAAACACAGCAAUAUCAAUAUCGCCCCCUUCAUGAGCAUGAUGCUAUUCGUAUCAUCAUCGUUCACCCCGAGGCACUCAUCAGCUCCCCAUUAUCGUGCAGCCUGAUUCAUUCCACUCUGUCACAUUAUCAUAAUUCUCUCAUAGAUCAAUAUACAGCACUUUCUUACGUCUGGGGAGAUGCAAAUAAUACGAGGACAAUCUUGGUCGAUGAGAAACCACUGUCUAUUACGGCGAGUCUCGAGACAGCCUUGCGUCAUAUGAGAGAUACACAGAAAGACAUGAUGAUAUGGGCGGAUGGAAUUUGUAUCAAUCAGUCUGAUACUGAAGAGAAAAGUAAGCAGGUUCGCCUGAUGGGCAAUAUUUACGAGGUUGCAACGCACACUAUCAUAUUUCUUGGAAAGACGACCUGGGAGUAUGAGGAAAUCUUCGAGCUUCUUGGGCCCUUUUUUCCUACUCAGCAUUUAUUAAAAAACAGUUCAACUACAGGCAAUCAAGAUAAAUUGUGUAAAGAUCUCAGUCGCCUCUUAUCAAAUAUGGAAUGGUUCAAAAGAGUAUGGGUUCUUCAAGAGCUAGUUUUGUCCCGCGACCCUUGGCUACAGGUUGGACGUCAACGGUUCAGAUGGGACGACUUUAUGCAUUUUAUUGACCGUGGGACUUCUCGGCAAGUUCUGGGGGACGACUUAAUGGAUUUUAUUGACCGUGGGACUUCUCGGCAAGUUCUGGAAGACGAGAAUUAUCCUAGCCAUAAUUAUGCGAUGGAAAUGCAGGAGAUACGCUUUAAAUUUAAAAAUACCUUAAAAUACGAGGGGGAAUGUCAUGAAGUGAACAAUCUGCUGCGAGUCUUACACUUGAGACGUGGCCAUGGUGUUCUAGAUCCCCGCGAUAUGAUAUACGGACAUUUGGCAUUAAAUAUGCCCCAAAGCAAUGACCCAGAAAUAGAAAGGCUCGUUGAAAUUGACUAUCACAAGCCACUAUCGGAGGUAUACUCAAAUUUGGCGUUAUACCUUUUAAAACGAGAAGGUAACUUUGGAUUUUUGUCGCAUGUAGAGGACGUGGAAUUAGCGGCCCGGCGGCUGUGCCUGCCUUCAUGGGUGCCUGAUUGGACCUCAUCGAAUAGCUCUCCUGAUGCUGAAUAUCACCUUGGCACGCACCGAUGCUUCGACUUUACGGUACCUGCACAUCUGGCUCUCCUUAAGUCCUCAGUCUUAGGAUGCACUGGAACUCGUGUCACCGUCAUCGAAAGUAUCAAAGAUAUCCCUCCUAUCAAUGAUGUUUUAGCGCUGUGCCAAGAAAUAAAAGACAUACACCCUGAAGAUAGCGAUAAUUCAGACAGCGGGCUCAACAUUUUAACUUUUGACAGACAUCACUGCAUUCGGGCAGUUAUAAUACUGUACAAAUACCUAUGUUCUUGGCUUGGUCUCUGUGAGCCACUUGACUUCGAGAAUGGUGACAUAAGUUUUGGACCCGAGUCCACUGUAUCUGACCUAUUGUAUGGGAGACUUGCAAUAUUCUAUGUGAGAAUUGUGGAGAUAUCCAAAGAGACUGACUUUCGAUGUUUACCUCCCCUAAAGCCAUAUACAUAUUGGCGGUGGGAAUAUGAUCACGGGAAACGUAUUAUUCAUGAUCCAAACCACGGCGUCCCGCGUCCUUUACUGGGGUUACUAAUGGCUUUGACUGAUUGCUCUGGGAAUUUUUUUGCUGGCAAAAGAAUCGCAGUUCUUCGGAAUAGAGAGCUAGCACUUGUCCCCACACAGGCUCGAGUGGGCGAUAUUAUUUGUGAUUUCAAGGACAGUUCCGCAUCUCUAUAUAUAUUACGUUUGCUUGAUAAGAGAACUUCUUCGCCCGAUCUCGACUUGAAGUUUAUUGACUUUUUCACAAAAGAGAAAGAGGCUGCCAGGAAACACUUCGUUGAGUACACGCACUAUGGGAGCCUCAUCUGGAGGGGAACAGGCACCCGUAAAUUAGCGAGAUAUUUUCGUGCUGUAUUCGACCGUCAUAUCAAUAAGAAGGCCAAACAGGCAGCGCGGAGACUGCCCAAGGUCUGUGAUGAUCAUGGAGACUACAUUAUCAAUCCAAUUUUGAAGGCAAAGUUGGAUCUCAUCACUAGCAACACGAUAACGGCGAAAGUGGACCAUUGUGUCUACAAAAGUCAAAAAACAUAUCAAGCGCAUAGGAAAAGAGAAACACUCGUACAAACAGACACCUCGAAAGUUGAGCAUUUCCAAUAUGUUGGGGAGUGCAUAAUGGAAAUGGAGCCUCUUCAAGCAAGUUCUUCAAGCACUGGGCCUGAUCAGGAAAGUGACUAUUCAUUCAGUGAAUGGUAUGAGAAAGACCUGCUAGCUGAGAUUUUGUCUGAGUUUGAUGAAAGUUCCAGUGAGGAAAGUUUUAGUGAAGAAAGUUUUAGUGAAUCUGACGAUCCAUACAUCAACAGCCCAACUCGAUCAGAUUUCACAACAUCCUCAAACGCCAGUGAAACCAGCACCGAACACGAAAUGGUAUUGAAAGCAGUGAUUCAACCGUUGCGGAAUAUAAUUAUAGCACUUCAUUGAAAAAUGAUUCGUAAGUACUUACUUUCUAACCAACCUCACUCGGAAUGUAUUUCCAAAUGACGGGAGAAUUCCCAAGCUUAUAUCUCUCUUUAGGGAAUACAAUGGUCGAACCUAGAUAACGAUGUGGGGGAUAUGGUAUUAUUAAAGUUACAUUUAAAGGGUCUGGGUGAUAUAUUCAAGAGUUAUAAGGACGAGGACCAGAGAUGAAUUAUAAUUAUGGUGAUUUCUAGGAGUUUGAUCCUGUGUGAGAACUGUUCUGAGGAAACUUCCCAUCUGAACUCUGUGUAUAUGCAUAUGUAUUGAGUAAUUUCAUCCCGUCUACUCGGUUGAUUUGAAACAUCCUCGAUGAUUUAUUUUCCACGUCUGUUUCUCUUCCAUACAUAGGGUUUCAGUUGAUCAGCUCGUCAACUCUCCGUUAUUUCAAUGCUUCCUCCCAUCCUAUUCUUCUUUCCAGAUAGAUCUCCAACUCACAGGCCCAUCAUUUUCUUUCCUCUCCUUUCUCCAACCAUUGAGUGCCCCACCCAGACUUCGCUUCAACGAACUUCCAUCUUUCGAACCAUCUCCACCUUGAUCUCUACCUCUACCUCCACCUCCACCUCCACCUUCCUCUUCCAACAACCACUUCUGCUUCCUAAUCUCCAACUUUCUUCAAAGAUAGGCCCCAAAGUCCUACAUUCCCCCACGUCUCCCCAUAACCCAACAAUACUC
Molecule: messenger RNA, 3596 nt
Organism: Sclerotinia trifoliorum
Lineage: Eukaryota; Fungi; Ascomycota; Leotiomycetes; Helotiales; Sclerotiniaceae
Source: the annotation of a GenBank genome assembly